This is a messenger RNA of Argiope bruennichi, 450 nucleotides long. RefSeq lists its product as uncharacterized. Gene Ontology annotation, molecular function: nucleic acid binding. NCBI's taxonomy places the organism in Eukaryota, Metazoa, Arthropoda, Arachnida, Araneae, Araneidae. The transcript has a single exon. Bases 1 to 450 code for a protein of 149 amino acids. The record is from RefSeq and is a predicted model, not a curated record.
AUGAUAAAGAUCGCUCUUGAAAUGGGAAUAAGUGACCGAUCAGUGCGGCAAAUGGCAAAAACAGAAUUUGGACUGAUGCCUUACAAAUUCCGAAAAAGUCAGCUUCUCACUGAAGAAAACAAACUCUUGCGACUCCAAAGAUGUCGGGCCGCAAGUCAGCACUGGGAGAGAAUCCUUUUCACGAUUGAGAAGCUCUUUGGCGUCCAACAAGCUCAUAACUCUCAGAACGAUAGGAUCUGGUCUAUAGACACUCCAAGAACCUUGGAAAUAGUUGAACAUCACAAACAUCCAAAGUCGAUCAUGAUCUGGUGCGGAAUUUGCGGAAGAGGUAAAACAUUUCUGGGUUUUAUGGAUGUAGGAGUUAAAAUAAAUCGAAAAGUGUACCAGUGGGACAUUCUAGAUUCUGUUGUACUUCCGUGGCCCAAAACACACUUUGGCAGUGUAAACUAG